Molecule: messenger RNA, 599 nt
Organism: Saprolegnia parasitica CBS 223.65
Lineage: Eukaryota; Oomycota; Saprolegniomycetes; Saprolegniales; Saprolegniaceae
Exons: 2
Coding region: 1-570 (189 amino acids)
Source: RefSeq, a predicted model, not a curated record
AUGGACAACAUGCACAUCACCAACGACGCGGACAAGGCCGCGAUCGAGCGCGAACUGAACGCGGUCGUCGACCAGUCGCUCGCAAAACGAGCGAGCGAUGCCUCGUCGCCGUACUGGCACUACUGCCAAGCCAGCAAGACAGGCAACAAGCUCAAGCGCAUCGCCGAGCGCCUCCAGCACAGGACGACAGACUCGACAACAUCGAUCCCCGUCACUCGCCCCAACCAACGAAGACGAAGCAGCGCGCUGCGAAUGCGCAACGCUGCAUCUUCCGGUGCGCGCGCCAUCACCCUAGACACGACCAAAUUGGCACAGAGACCACCCGUGGCGACACGGCGCACGACCGAACCGGUGGACACAGUCGAGCCAGAGCCGACUCUGGACACGAUCGCCCAGCGUCUCCGGGUCGUCGAGGCGUCCAUUGCAGCGCUGCCGACCUACGUGACGGCACUGCAGACGACGAUGCAGCAGCUCCACGCCGACCUUGCGCGCCUGCGUACGUCCUCCAAACCGGAUGCCACCGAGUUGCCGCCGCUUCACGUGUCACCUCUCUCUCCCGCGAUGCGCUAAUGUAAUAGUUGAUCACCAACGUUGUCAAG